UCCUGCAGGAUUUUUUGGAAUCUACUGUGAACAUUCGUGUACCUUUCCCAAUUACGGCCCUGGUUGUCUGAUGAAGUGUGUCUGCACUAAAGAUAUUUGCAACCCAGCAACAGGAUGUGCUAAUCUGUCAAAGACAACUACACAAGAGAUUGCUACGUCAGUUUCCACCCCUGAGAUUUGGAAGGCUGACUUGAGAAGCUCCUCAAUAUCUGCUUUAUAUUCUGACAUAUUAAAAGUGACUAAACACAACCCAAAAAGUGUGGAAAGGGGAGUAAGAGCUCAAGCUGGUGCAAUGUUAGUGAGCAUAAUUAUUUUCGGAGCACUUUCUCUGAUCAUUAUCUUGCUAUACAUGUGCGUGUCGUUGAAAACCUUCUUAAACAGGAGGCACUCGGAUCCACGCUCAGAAGAAUAGA
Molecule: messenger RNA, 413 nt
Organism: Saccostrea cuccullata (small rock oyster)
Lineage: Eukaryota; Metazoa; Mollusca; Bivalvia; Ostreida; Ostreidae
Exons: 3
Coding region: 71-412 (113 amino acids)
Source: RefSeq, a predicted model, not a curated record